AUGGAUAAUGUAGAACAGCUGAAUGAGCUGAUUGAUGCUAUUGAAACAUUAUCAACAUUGUUGAACUCUUUACUUGAACAAGCAAAGAAAGAUGUUGAAGAAUCAUUAGGGAGCUUCAUUGGUGACAAGGUUCGCACUCUUGGGCAAGCCAUUGGUGGUUACUUUAAGUGCCUAAACACUUUUCAUGUUGCAAACCGAAGUGAGCUUCAAUUGAAAUGGCAAGCAUGUUAUCAAAAUAAGGACAUUCGUGAGUCUGUUGACAAUCUCUUGGAAGUUGAGGAAAAUUGGGAUGAUUUUCUGAAAGAAGUUGAUAGGAAACUAGACGGAGGUGACAAUGAUGCUGGUCAAAGUUUGAUUGUGGAUCAGCUGGACCACUCAGAAUACCUCUGUUUAACUAAUCUUGGCGAUUUUAUUGGAUCCAAUAAUUUGCUGCUUGUAUUUCUUCGUCACUUUGCCUGACUACCGUGACGUGAUCAUGUCAUGCAACUUCAAAGCGCUAGACAGGAAUUUGAAAACCUGAGAACCACAAUAGCCGUUGUCAGCUUUGGAUCCAAGGAGAAAGCAAUAUCCUGGAAGAAAGAUACAAAAUGCGAGUUCCCAAUAUUACUGGACGAAGAUCGUCACUUGUACAAAGCUCUAGGGUUAAAGAGGUCAGUAUCAAAGGUUUGGGCAGUAUCUUCCUUAGUCUAUUACGCGGAACAGAAAUUAGCUGGCCGAAAAUUACUUUCCAUGUUAGAGGAAGAUGAUCCACAUCAAUUAGGAGGGGAUUUCAUCAUCAAUAGUUCCGGAAUUCUAACCUUGCUUUACCAAAGUAAAACCUCCACUGACAGACCGUCGGUUGAGUUUUUACUGGACUUUUUACAAUCACAUUAAUACCCGGCGUGGUUGCAAACUGA
Dendronephthya gigantea is the source of this 896-nucleotide messenger RNA. RefSeq lists its product as uncharacterized. The record is from RefSeq and is a predicted model, not a curated record. The transcript has 4 exons. NCBI's taxonomy places the organism in Eukaryota, Metazoa, Cnidaria, Anthozoa, Malacalcyonacea, Nephtheidae.